ACUCCCCAGCUGGAUCUAAACAUGAACAACAUGAGUACCCUAGGUACCAAUCACACUUUCAUGAAAUGCAACAAGAACGAUGAUUUCAAGUACCCGCUGUACAGCACCGUUUUCAGCCUGGUGUUCGUCUUUGGAUUCCUCUUCAACCUGGUGGCCGUCUACAUUUUCGGGUGCACGUUGAAGGUGAGGAACGAGACCACCACGUACAUGGUCAACCUGGUGGUUUCGGACUCUCUCUUCGUCCUCAGCCUGCCUUUUCGCAUCGUCUACUUCAUCAAACAAGAAUGGAUGUUCGGGAGCGAGCUGUGCAAGAUUUCCGUGGCGCUUUUCUACACCAACAUGUACGGCAGCAUCUUCUUCCUCACCUGUAUUAGCGUGGACCGUUUUCUGGCCAUCGUGCAUCCCUUUCGCUCUCAAAAAAUCCGGACUAAGCGCAACGCCAAACUGGCCUGCGUGACCGUUUGGGUGUUAGUCCUUUCUGGAAGUAUUCCCACGGGGUUCCUUCUGGAUACUACUUCACCCAAAAACGUUAACGCCUCUUCCAACUACUGCUUCGAAAACUAUUCCAGCAACCAGUGGAAGUCCGAGCUGUCCAAGGUGGUGAUGUUUAUCGAGACGGUGGGAUUCGUGAUCCCGCUGAUGGUCAACGUUUUCUGCUCCGUGAUGGUUCUCCGGAGGUUGAAGAAACCCCACGUCAUCAGCCGCGGCGGCAGCAUCAAUAAGAAAAAGGUCUUAAGGAUGAUCAUAGUGCAUCUGCUCAUCUUCUGCUUCUGCUUCAUCCCCUACAACGUGAACCUCAUGUUCUACUCUCUGGUCCGGACUAAAGCUCUCAAAGGAUGUUACGCGGAACACAUAGUGAGAACCAUCUACCCCAUUUCUCUGUGCAUCGCCGUGACCAACUGCUGCUUCGACCCCGUGGUUUAUUACUUCACUUCGGAAACUAUUCAAAGCUCCAUCAAACGCAAGUCCACCGUUUGGCACAACGGCGUCAGGCUCCUGGACAGAUUACAAGGGGACAGUGCACAAAGCAGCCCUAAUCUUACGCCUAAAAGUCUGACUUUGAAGUCUCAGAGAAGUCAGUUCAAGGAUACUAAAAAUUCAAGCUCCACUAUGUGA
Molecule: messenger RNA, 1116 nt
Organism: Nerophis lumbriciformis (worm pipefish)
Lineage: Eukaryota; Metazoa; Chordata; Actinopteri; Syngnathiformes; Syngnathidae
Source: RefSeq, a predicted model, not a curated record